AUGGUCGAGUAUACAAUGAUACUAGUUCUUGUUCUAAGUAUUCUGACAUGGAUCUCAACAAAUAAUUACUACAAUUACACGUAUUCAAAACCUCAGGAUUGUCAAGAUGUUCAAAAUUACGGGCACAGUGAAAAUGGUGUUUACACAAUAUACCCGGAAGGAACUUUGGGAUUUCCCGUCAGGUGUGAUUUUAAUGAUUCUACUUCCGGUGCAUGGACUGUGAUACAACGUCGUUCAGCUAGUGACUUCUACAAAAGCUGGAAUGAAUAUCAGGUUGGAUUUGGAGAUCUUAACGACAAUUUCUGGCUUUGA
Molecule: messenger RNA, 312 nt
Organism: Ruditapes philippinarum (Manila clam)
Lineage: Eukaryota; Metazoa; Mollusca; Bivalvia; Venerida; Veneridae
Product: microfibril-associated glycoprotein 4-like
Exons: 1
Coding region: 1-312 (103 amino acids)
Source: RefSeq, a predicted model, not a curated record